This is a messenger RNA of Sciurus carolinensis (gray squirrel), 1927 nucleotides long. RefSeq names its product olfactory receptor 2W3-like. The record is from RefSeq and is a predicted model, not a curated record. Gene Ontology annotation, biological process: G protein-coupled receptor signaling pathway. The transcript has a single exon. Gene Ontology annotation, molecular function: olfactory receptor activity; G protein-coupled receptor activity. Bases 557 to 1597 code for a protein of 346 amino acids. Gene Ontology annotation, cellular component: membrane. Lineage: Eukaryota; Metazoa; Chordata; Mammalia; Rodentia; Sciuridae.
AAAAAAUAAGCCCCAGAGCUGUAUUCAAAAGGUGAAGUGGACCCAGUUACAUAGUAGUUUAUCAUGGUAGAAUUUUUUUCUGAAAACAAUGGGCUUAUUUUCUUGUUCUCUACUUUCAGGACGCAUUGGCUUUAUUUAAUGUACAUACUUUUAUAUUUACACACUUUCAUGUAUUUUAUAUGGUUAUACUGUAUACUUUUAAAAAUCUGUGUGUAAGUGGACCCUUGGUGUUCAAGGAUCAGCUGCACUUGGUAUUUCCUAAAUGCUCUCAGGGGUUGUCUGGGGUCUCCUUUGGUGCCUCUGAGGUUUUACCAGGGUCAGGAAGUUGUGCUCUGGAAGAAGCACAGGUUGGACUGGAGGUGGUGUCUUGCUCACUGGAACGACAGCACCAGGGUGGUUGGGGUGCAGCUGGCACCAGGUGCUGGGUUGGGACCAAGUCUGCUCUCUGCCUGUGACAUCACUAGCACCUGGUGCCUCCUUUCCUGGUCUGUAAGCUGGGGUGACAGUGAUGACCUAGCAGAGCCCCCACCUCUGCUUAGGGUGGGUGAGCAAGUGCAUGCACACUGGGCUCACUCGGGCCUGGCUGGGAGCCCACGUCCCAGCCUCAGUUGCUGUCCCUCCUGUGUGGACACCUCUGCUCAGGAGCACAGAGAUGGACGGGACCAACAGCAGCAGCCAGGGCCGCUUCGUCCUCCUGGGUUUCUCUGACCGCCCCCACCUGGAGAGGGUCCUCUUUGUGGUCAUCCUGGUGGCCUACGUGCUGACCCUGGUGGGCAACAGCACCAUCAUCCUGGUGUGUCGGCUGGACCCCCGGCUCCGCACACCCAUGUACUUCUUCCUCGGCCACCUGUCCUUCCUGGACCUCGGCUUCACCUCCAGCUCCAUCCCCCAGCUGCUCUACAACCUGAGUGGCCGCGACAAGACCAUCAGCUCCUCGGGCUGUGGGGUGCAGCUCUUCCUGUUCCUGGGCCUGGGCGGGGUGGAGUGCCUGCUGCUGGCCGCCAUGGCCUACGACAGGUUCGUGGCCGUCUGCAAGCCCCUGCACUACACGGUGAUCAUGAGUCCCAGGCUCUGCCUGGGCUUGGUGUCGGUGGCCUGGGGCUGCGGGGUGGCCAACUCCCUGGUCAUGUCCCCACUGACCCUGCGAUUACCCCGCUGUGGGCACAACAAGGUGGACCACUUCCUGUGUGAGAUGCCGGCCCUGAUCCGCAUGGCCUGCGUCAGCACAGUGGCCAUGGAAGGCGCUGUCUUCGUCCUGGCCAUAGGCAUCGUGCUGUGCCCCCUGGUCUUCAUCCUGGGCUCCUACGGCCACAUCGUCAGGGCUGUGUGCAGAAUCCAGUCGUCCUCAGGAAGGCACAGAGUCUUCAACACCUGUGGCUCCCACCUCACCGUGGUCUCGCUCUUCUACGGGAACAUCAUCUACAUGUACAUGCAGCCCGGAAAGCACUCCUCCCAGGACCAGGGCAAGUUCCUCACGCUCUUCUACAACAUGGUCACCCCACUGCUCAACCCCCUGAUCUACACCCUCAGGAACAAGGAGGUGAAGGGGGCGCUCGGGAGGCUGCUGCUGGGAGCCAGAGGCGGGGGUAAGGUCUGAAGCCGGGGAGAGCGUCACCCAGCUCGGGGUGGCUCCCCGGGGCCACUGCUGCCUUGGUGUGCAGCAGAUCUGGCCUCAGCCCGCAGCGCCCAGCACCCUGUGGGCUGCCUUCCUGCGCCUGCCCAAGGCCAGCGUGGUGUGUGUGAGGGAAGAGCCCAGGGUCCUCAGGGUCACCUGGACCAGAAGACCAGACCCCAGCUGCCCCAGGCCCUGAGGCAGCCCCGCUGAGCUCUGCCUCUGCCGCUUGCUUUCUGCUCACAGUCGGUCUCAGCACUUUAGCUGGAACCACCCGGCUCCGCCAGGGCUCUGGGCGAACCAUGCUCUUCAUGG